Paramecium pentaurelia is the source of this 739-nucleotide messenger RNA. The record is from the annotation of a GenBank genome assembly. Lineage: Eukaryota; Ciliophora; Oligohymenophorea; Peniculida; Parameciidae.
UAUGUUCAAGAGAACAGCGCCACUAAAGUAGUUACUUGGUGGAAAGAACCAAAAACUAUAGUAGAUCUUUAAAAUGCAAUUAAACAUUGGUCUCAAUAAUUCUUUAAAUUUGGAGGUCGUCUUAGAAGAGAAAAAGCAUUCAGAUAACUCAACUUUGAACCUAAAACCCCUGAACGAUUUGUUAAAACGCGAGAAUGGAUCAAAAAAUAAACAGAAGGUUAACAAGACUAAACUGAACCAAAAUAAUCAUAAACAAUAGAGCGUAAUCUAUAAAUUGAAGAUGGGUUUGAAGAAUUAUGAUAGUAUAUUUGAUUAUUAAAAUUAAAAUGAACGCCAAUAAUAUCUAUGUACAUAUAUAUACUUAAUAAAAUACUUAUUUUAGCCAUCAUUCGAAAGGGAUAGUGAAUAACAUUAAUAUAUCAAACUUAAAUUUGUCAUCCUAGAAAAAGAUUGGCCUUACCCAAACUUUGAAAUUAUUGUAGCUUAUAAUGAUCCUCUCAUGUUUAUAAAUAAAGAAUUGUAAGAUAGGCAUGGAGGUAUUACGGAUAUCAGAUUAUAUUUGGAUGCUGAAAAGCAAAAUCAGUAAAUUAUUAAUUCCAUUAGAUUACAAUACAUAUUCAAUAAAAAAAUUGGAGAUGCUCUAGCAAUCAAAGGAUCAAAUUCCCAAGAAACUGCUCCUAUUGUUACUAUCUAUUACGAUUUUAAAAAUGCCAUAAAGUCACCAGUUCAAUUAUUUUGA